AUGUUUCAACCAGCACCACAACCUCCAACUAUUUUGGGACGAUACCGUAUAUUGUCUCCAACAGCAGCUGUUCGAGUGUCUCCAUUAUGUUUAGGUGCUAUGUCUAUUGGUGAUGCAUGGAAUGAAUUCAUGGGUACAAAUUCUAAAGAAAAUUCAUUCAAAAUUCUUGAUGCUUUUUAUGAAGCUGGUGGAAAUUUUAUUGAUACUGCAAGCAAUUAUCAAAAUGAACAAAGUGAAACAUUGUUAGGAGAAUGGAUGGUAAACCGAAACAAUCGUAGUCAAAUGGUUAUUGCAACAAAAUUUACAACUGGAUAUCGAUCAGAUUGGAAACAAGAACCGAUUCAUGUUAAUUUUGCAGGAAAUUCAACAAAAUGUUUACAUGAAAGUGUUAAUGCUUCUUUAAAAAAAACUUCAAACUGA
Messenger RNA from Adineta steineri, 420 nucleotides. The record is from the annotation of a GenBank genome assembly. Lineage: Eukaryota; Metazoa; Rotifera; Eurotatoria; Adinetida; Adinetidae.